Dichotomopilus funicola is the source of this 999-nucleotide messenger RNA. RefSeq names its product PML1-like protein. Gene Ontology annotation, biological process: mRNA splicing, via spliceosome; maintenance of RNA location. The transcript has a single exon. Gene Ontology annotation, cellular component: nucleus. Bases 1 to 999 code for a protein of 332 amino acids. Lineage: Eukaryota; Fungi; Ascomycota; Sordariomycetes; Sordariales; Chaetomiaceae. The record is from RefSeq and is a predicted model, not a curated record. Gene Ontology annotation, molecular function: mRNA binding; protein binding.
AUGAGCGAUACGGCGGCAAGAAACGACGAUGAAACGUCGCGCCGCAGGAAAUAUGACGAUGGGGGCGACGAGGUCGGUGACGAGCGGAGGAAGCGAUAUCGGGACGACGGUUCUGGGAGACGCAGCAAUCGGUCGCGGUCGCGGUCGCGGGACCGAGGGCAACGACGACGACGCUCCAGAACACCGGAUUCGAGAGAUCGGCGGUCUCGAUCGCGAGAGCGGGAAAGGAGGAGGGACCGGGCACGGGACAGAGAGAAGGGGGGAGAUCGUGAUCGGGACCGCGACCGUGACCGAAACCGCGAACGACGGCAUCGUGAAGACGACUCCGAGAGAAAGGAACGCCGGAGCCGUCGAAGCCCGGAUAGCAGACGCCCACAGCUAGAAUCAGGCCGCAACGCUGAGCGACCUCCUCGAUCUGAACCUGGGCAGAGCCUCAUCAAACGAUCUGGCCCACUCCCGUCCCAGGACGACUCCUUUGCCAUUAGCAAAGGCGAGGAACCCGAGAAGCCGAUAGAGAAACCCAACUUUGGAAACUCCGGGUUGCUCGCGGCGGCCUCCAACUCGGUUACGCAAGCCGACGGGACAACCAUCACACUUAAAUACCACGAGCCGCCAGAAGCCAGGAAACCGCCGCCACGCGACGCAUGGAAACUGUUUGUGUUCAAAGACCAGGACAUCGUGGACACGAUUGAGCUAGGCACGCGGAGCUGCUGGCUCGUUGGCAGAGAAUUCUCGAUCGUGGAUCUUCCAGCAGAACACCCGAGCAUCAGCAAGCAGCACGCGGUCAUACAGUUCCGAUAUACGGAGAAGCGAAACGAGUUUGGCGACAAGAUCGGGCGGGUGAAGCCGUACUUGAUCGAUCUGGAGAGCGCGAAUGGCACGAUGCUCAACGGCGACAAGGUACCGAAUAGUCGGUAUUUGGAGCUGCGAAACAAGGAUAUGGUCCAGUUUGGCUCCAGCACGCGGGAGUAUGUCCUCAUGUUACCUCCUAAGGAAUGA